AUGACGACCCUGAACGUCCCCAACCAGUUCGACUUCUGGAGCGCCGCGCCGGUGGACAGCACUGCCACGCACGAGCAGAUCGCAGAGGCCACCAAGCUUCCCGUCCAAGUCGUGCAGCGCACGCUCGACCACGCAAUGACGGUGCGCGGUACUUUGCGCGCCCGGAGCCCACGCCCAGCUCGGUGGGCCUCUACGGGACGUUGCCGCCCAUACAUGAUGCUGCUGCCCGAGGCCCUGAGCCGGUUUGCGGCCGGCAGGGCCGAGGUCAGUAAGAACCACAAGGAGACCUGCCUUCGGCCUGUGCCGCUCGGGAGGGCUGUGGGGCGACUACGAGAACUGUUGGGACUUUUCGAGAACGACGGCGAGAGCGAGCGGAAGGGGUGGCGACAGAGGAACUUUAUCAAGUUCAUGGCCUACACCAAGCACCUGUUCAUGACCGUGCCCACCGACAUUUACAUCCUCAAGGCCUUGGUUCCUGUGGUCAAGCCUGGUACGAGGCUUGUGUUUAUCGAUUACGUGGGCAAGAACCCAGCGAGGAUGCGGCUCUGCCGCAUUCAAUGA
Molecule: messenger RNA, 561 nt
Organism: Pyricularia pennisetigena
Lineage: Eukaryota; Fungi; Ascomycota; Sordariomycetes; Magnaporthales; Pyriculariaceae
Exons: 2
Coding region: 1-561 (186 amino acids)
Source: RefSeq, a predicted model, not a curated record